AUGCUUGGUCUGGCAUGUGCAGUGCGGCCUACCUUUCCUCGAGGCAUUCGAAGAUUUGGUGUUGCACCGCAGUCCGUCUUCCGGAAGCUGAGCAGAAGAGCAAAGCUUCUGGGGGCUGAGCUCAAAGAUUGGAGCCAUGAGCGGGAACAACUGUUGCGCAUUUGGACCAAGAAACAUCUCAAGACCUUGCAGUACUUGAAGACUUUGCCGCCUGAUCGUUUGCUGGAGCUAUCUCGACUAAAGCUCGUGGCUGCCAAUCAGCAGUUUGACGACCGCUUCAAUGCAGCAUUCUUCAGGACUCUCGAUUUCGUACAGGAGAAAGUUGCAGAGAUACAACGCAAAGGCGUUGCGCCUCAGCGUGCGGAGAUGUGGCACCACAGCUCUUUCCGUUUGAAGCUUCUCAAGUUGAUGGAUUUUUUGGGCCUCAAAGCACUGCAGCGUUGGACGAGCACGGAAGGAGAGACUGUGCCGGAAUUGGAAGUGCAGUCCAUGGCUUCUAUGGCUACAGCUUUGGCUUUUGCAUCUGGGCAGUUCUUCGCAGUCUGCGCACCUCCUCAACUCAAGAAGAGGAAGAGUGAACUCUUCCCCUGGCUGCAUCACGAACUUCAUGUGAUGAGACAGAUUCGUGCAGGCAAUCUUCAGUACAUUGGCCGUGUUGGAGACAAAGACUGGGAACAAGCCCAUGAUGCAGAUCUAGAUCAUUCUCCUGAGACUUUGUUUGACUUGGCAAUGAGUGCCUUGGCAGCCCACCCCAGAGUUCAUGAGUGGCUUGGCACACGUGUCCGACCAAUGGCAGAGCCAGAGCAUGUGCUCUACCGUUUGCACGAAGGUGUGACUGAGACCUUUCUGGCUUGGCAAGUGAAGGGAGAGCUGGGCGAAGCUGAAGUGCAAGUCAAGUCCACAGGCUCCAUCGUGGACUUCAUUUAUGUUUUUUCCUGA
Durusdinium trenchii is the source of this 939-nucleotide messenger RNA. Lineage: Eukaryota; Dinophyceae; Suessiales; Symbiodiniaceae. The record is from the annotation of a GenBank genome assembly.